UUAAUUGUAACAAGAAAAUAUAAUAAAUAUAUUAGAAUUAGCAAUAUCAUUUUUUAAAUUUGAGAUGUAUUAAGCAAUGUUAAAUGAACAUGAUGGUACAUGAGUAGUAAGAAGAAAUUUGUAAGUUUGAUAACAUCUUAAAAUUGAGGAAACAAUCAACAUGAGUCUAAAGUUUGCUACCAACUUGUCCUUCAUGUUUAUGGAGACACCAUGUAUUAAAGAAAGAUACAAAUUAGCAAAAGAAGCUGGUUUUAAAGCUGUGGAAAGCGGUUUUCCUUUUGGUUUUUCCAUUAAUGAUGUAUCUGAAGCUAAAAAAAAUGCUGGCAUUGAACAAAUUCUCAUAAAUGUUUACACAGGUGAUGUAUCAAAAGGAGAAUUAGGAUUUGCAGCAGUCCCUGGAGAAGAAGAGAACUUUAAAAAGAGUAUUGAUACAACAAUCAAUUAUGCAAAAGCAUUGGACUGCAAAAUAAUCCAUGUAAUGUCUGGUAAAGUGAAUGAUCCAACACAUGUUAAUGAUGAUGUAUAUGAAAAGAAUCUUUUGUACGCAGUUGAGAAAUUUCAGAAGGAAGGAAUUACAGGUGUUAUUGAACCUAUCAAUAGUAUUACUGUUCCAAAUUAUUAUAUGAACAGUUUUGAAAAAGGUUUAAAGAUAGUGAAAAAAAUAAAUAAUCCAAGUUUAAAAUUAUUACUCGAUGUGUUUCAUCUACAGCAGAUAUGUGGAAAUAUUACAAAAAAUAUUAAGGAACUUUUGCCUUAUAUAGGACAUGUACAAAUUGCUCAAGUUCCAGACAGACAUGAACCUGAUACUCCUGGAGAGAUAGAUUAUAAAUAUAUACUUUCUGUCUUAGAAAAGGAAGGAUACAAUGGAUAUGUCGGUUUGGAGUAUCGUCCAAAAUCAUCUUCAGUGAAAGGAUUAAGUUGGAUGCAAAAAUAUGGUUACAAGUUGUGAUAAUACUGUUUCCAUACAAAAUAAUGAUUAUUGUAUUCUUUAACAUUACAUAGGAAAAGAAUAAAGAACAUUUU
Nomia melanderi (Alkali bee) is the source of this 1023-nucleotide messenger RNA. RefSeq names its product hydroxypyruvate isomerase-like protein Gip (gene Gip). Gene Ontology annotation, molecular function: hydroxypyruvate isomerase activity. The record is from RefSeq and is a predicted model, not a curated record. Lineage: Eukaryota; Metazoa; Arthropoda; Insecta; Hymenoptera; Halictidae. Gene Ontology annotation, biological process: glyoxylate metabolic process.